Molecule: messenger RNA, 2144 nt
Organism: Phymastichus coffea
Lineage: Eukaryota; Metazoa; Arthropoda; Insecta; Hymenoptera; Eulophidae
Exons: 3
Coding region: 256-1950 (564 amino acids)
Source: RefSeq, a predicted model, not a curated record
UCAUAUGUAUCCUUCAGAAUAUGCUAGGAGUAUGAGAGUAUUUUAGAGGACUCCGAUUUCUACGAAGUUAUCUCGUGAGAAAGACAGUGGAAAAAAUCUCACCGCACAUACAUCAUCAUGCAUUUGUCGUCGGCCGUCAUUCAAAGAAGUCGGUAAAACGUGAUUCUUCCCACAUAGUGUAUAUUAUAGAAAUCUAAGUGCAAUUGAUAAUUAUUGCUGCCUUUUCUGUGGUGAUACAUAAAAUUUCUUCUAAAGAUGAAUUACAAUAUGUAUUUACCAAGAAGUCACCAUAAUACAUCAGAAUCAGAAGAUUCUAAACCUAAGUCAAAGGGAGAAGCUGCAUGCAGUUCAUCAGAUUACAGCACAUGCUCUGAUGAUCUUCAAAGCAAUAUGUAUACUAUGAAGAAAAUAUUACAAGCAUCCAGAGAUUCCGUUAUUCUAGCUGGACAUAUAGUAUUAAAUGAAACAGAUUCCAAUAGCGUGUUAGAAGAUACAAAUUUCUCUAUUAGUUCAUUAGACAAAGAUAGUAGUAAACCUAAUCUCAAUUUGGCUAUUCUUUGUUCAGAAAGUAGUGAUGAUGUUUAUAGUGAUUGUCGAGAUCUUAAUUACAGUAAUUCUAGUAAUGACAGUACAUUGUAUAUGCAUCUAGGACAAGUUUUUAAUUCAAAAGAAGGCCAUUCGAAUUUAUCAAAUAAUAUUUCAAGUACAAGUCAAGCUGAACACCAGAAGAUAAUUGAUGUUAAACCUGAAGACUGUUCUCCUGUGUUAGAAACAUUACAUGAAAAACUCUUAACAAUUAUUGAAGAAAAAGAAAUUACAAAUACUUCAGAUUAUUUUCUUAAAAGUUUAUCUCCGAAUGAUUCUAAUACAAACACUGGUAAAGUAGUGGCAGAAAUUAUUAACCAAGUAAAAAUUCAUGAAGAACAGAAUAACAAUUUUAACAGAAAAGUUGUAUUUACAAAUUUAGAUAACAUAGUAGAUGAGCAAACUAACAAAUCAGAGCCAAGAAAGAUGGGAAAAUCAAUAAAUAGUCAUUGUAGUUUGCCUACAUCUAAAAAAUCAAACAAUAUUUGUAAUCAUAACACUACUGAAUCAUUUGUUCGUUGGGAAAAAUUUUGUGAGACUUCAGAAAAGUUAAUGACUCGUAGUUUUUCUUUUACACAGUUAAAUUCAGUUACUGAAAGUUGCAACGGGGAUGAUGAAUACUCUACCAGCUGUAAAACUGUUGAUGAUAUGCAAUUAUCUAAAAUUCCAUUAAAGAAUUAUAACACAUCUUAUCAACAUAAGAGGAUGAAUAGAAGUAAAUCUUGUGAAAGUAUUUUGAAAGAAGUUAAGCAUUUACCUCAUCUUCUGUAUGAUAGAUUUUUGAAAUUCUUAUCUGAAGAAAUAGAAAAAAUCAGAAAAGAAAGUGUUGUCUGUACAUGCCAAAAAUUAUAUAAUAAAGAAAAUCAAAGAAAAAGAAGUCCAAAGAAGUCUCCAGUUAAAUUGACUAACAAAAUUAAUAAUAUUGGCAGCAAUGUAACAGAAUCUAGAUUACCUUUAAGAUCUCAAAAUUAUGAAGAAAUAGCAAAUAAAACUAGAUUAUCACCUAAAAUAACAAAUAGUAUAUUUCUAUCACCUCCAACAAGAAAUGGAAUCACAUUUUCAUCUAGAACAGCCAUCCCAAUAAAAUUAUCACCUGAAGUAGUUAAUCAGACACAAUUGUCACCUGGAACUCAUCAUCAAACAAAAUUAUCACCCAAAGCUGAUAAUCGAACAAGAUUCUCACCUGAAGUCACACCAAGAAAUUUAUCUCAAUUUCAGACAAGUCCAAGAUCACCUAUUAAAACUCCAACUACACCAUCAAAAAGUCGUUAUUUUUGGAAUAAGCAAAUUGUAUCACCAGUUGGAGAAUACAUCAGAGGAAAGAGACAAAGUCCUUUCCAAAGUUCUCCAAACAAAAAGCAAUAAGUUCAUUUUAAUUUUAUAUUGCAGCUAAUACUUUUAUAUUUUAUUUUUCGUUUUCAUUGAACUUGAUUUUAUAGCAAAAUUUUUUAUUGAAAUAUUGAUUUUUAAUUUUAUUUAAAAAUAUAACUUCUCAUAUAUAGUAAAUCAGUUCUCUGAUUUUAAAUUAAAAAGUUAAAGUUAAUUACACUGAUAUAUAU